UGUGCGUCAAGGUGGAGGCGGAGUUCGUGGGAGGCGAGCGCGGGGAGGGAGCGAGCGGGACGCCAGCGAGUGCGAGCGAGCCAACGAGCCAGCCGGAGCACGAUUCGCUAGAAUAUGCGGUGCGCUGGCGGCGCGGGGCGGGCCGCUGCCGUGCCCGCGGUGCGCCAAACUAUUCAAGACCCCCAGCCUGCUGAAGACGCACGCGAGGGUGCAUACCGGGGAGCAACCCUUCGAUUGCCAUUUGUGCGACAAGAAAUUCAAAAAAUCUAGCAGGCUCAAGAAACAUUACCUGUACCACACUGGGGUAAAACCGUACCCGUGCGAGAUAUGUAAAAAAGAAUUUGCAACAUCGAGUACGUUAAAGGUCCAUGAACGGAUUCAUACCGGUGAGAAACCACACUUGUGCGGAAUUUGUAAAAAGAGGUUCAUUCAAAUAGGCCAUUUACGGGAACAUGAGAAAACCCAUACGGGUGCAAAACCUUACCCGUGCGACACAUGCGGUAAGUCGUUUGGACGACCGCAGGAGUUAAUGCGGCAUCAACGACUCCAAACGGGGGAGAAGCCUUACUCCUGCGCAACAUGUAACAAAAGUUUUAGAAGUUUAAGUACUCUAAAGAGUCAUGAACGGACCCACACCGGUGAAAAGCCGUACUCAUGCCAAGUGUGUAGAAAAGAGUUUACAACAUCUUACAGAUGUAAGAGACAUAGAUGCUGUCCCUCUGAUUAGCAGUAUUAUACAUAGAAUUGCAGGGAGUCGAUAUCUAUACCGUCAUAGUUCUAUUCAAUUUGUCAACACACAAAAACAAACAUAUAAAGGACCGCACUAAAAACAUU
Molecule: messenger RNA, 834 nt
Organism: Cydia pomonella (codling moth)
Lineage: Eukaryota; Metazoa; Arthropoda; Insecta; Lepidoptera; Tortricidae
Product: zinc finger protein 70-like
Biological process (GO): regulation of transcription by RNA polymerase II
Cellular component (GO): nucleus
Molecular function (GO): RNA polymerase II transcription regulatory region sequence-specific DNA binding; DNA-binding transcription factor activity, RNA polymerase II-specific
Source: RefSeq, a predicted model, not a curated record